This is a messenger RNA of Saccostrea echinata, 5102 nucleotides long. RefSeq names its product WW domain-containing adapter protein with coiled-coil-like. Gene Ontology annotation, biological process: regulation of autophagy; positive regulation of TORC1 signaling. Gene Ontology annotation, cellular component: nucleus. The record is from RefSeq and is a predicted model, not a curated record. Lineage: Eukaryota; Metazoa; Mollusca; Bivalvia; Ostreida; Ostreidae. The transcript has 13 exons. Gene Ontology annotation, molecular function: RNA polymerase II complex binding; chromatin binding. Bases 119 to 2014 code for a protein of 631 amino acids.
AUGUGUCAUGGCGUAACUUCAACAGGUUACACAGAAGUGAUCCACUGUCCAAAUAAACACAGAAAACCCUAAAUUUAUGAAUAUUGUGCGCUAAAGCACUUAAUUUCUUGAUGCAUUAAUGGUAAUGCAUGCAAGGAAACAACCUAGACUCGAUGAUGGGUAUAUGGACAAAAGAGACCCCCAUCUAUACCAGUCUAAUAAGUACCCAUCAAAGGCAUACAAUGAUCGUUAUUCCAAGAGGGAGGAUGGACGUUCCAGGGAUGACAGUUCCGCAAGCCGUAAUAGUCCCAGAUAUAUCCACAAAAAGCCUUAUAGUGAAAAAGAUAAGGGCAGACUGGAAAGAGGAGCUUACAGUUCUCCUGACAAGAAGAUCAACCAUGCCUCAACAGCAUCUUCAUCGCAUGGAGGAGGUAGCCAGAAUGGCAGUUAUGACAAGACCAAGGCCAACCACAAAGACCACAAGCAAGAGGUUCAGAAGCCAGCAUUGCGGACCUGUGGGGAUUGGUCAGAACAUAUCAGUUCCUCUGGGAAACAGUAUUAUUACAACACCAGGACAGGGGUGUCACAGUGGGAAAAACCUGAUGACUGGAAUGACUCGAAAGUAUCUAAAAGUGACAAAGGAAACAGAGGACAUCAUGACAAAGAUUCCAUGGGAAAAAACAAAUACAAUAGCGAUAGGGGAAGUUCGGGAGGGGAUCGAUCCACUAAACGCCAGGGAAGUCUGGAGUUUAACCCUAGCUUACAUAAUGAGAAACCAGAUAAACAUUAUCUCAUUCAGAAGUUCCAGGACAGUCAGAGGCAAGCUCAGCUUGAGAGCCGUGCCAACAAAACCUCCAGUAAGGACAGACACUACAAGGAAUCUGGUACUGUUAUUGAUCACAGUGGUAGUAACGUUUCAAACCGAAUCCGCAGAGACAGUGAUCAUAGGACGUCGCACCGUAGACAUGGUGCUCAGCUAGAUGACAUGGAUAUAUCACCUGACACCUCGCCAAGUUCUCGACCCUCCAGCUGUGCUGGUACCCCACAAAUGGGGCCUGCCUCUACCCCCAUUGCUUUCCCCACCCCAAAUACGGCAGCGGGACAUCACCCUAGUUCUACCCCCACAUCCACCGCCCCUUUCAUCUCCAGCAUACCCCAGCUCAUCACUCAGAUCAGCGGGGGACAGAACAAUCAAGAACUAGCCAACAAAGCUUUACAGACUCUGAAGAAGCUUCAGGAGGUAAUCACAAGACAGAUUGCCCAACAAACAACCCGAGCAAGUACUUCUCAUGCCCAGCAGGUGUCUAUGUCCACAAACUCGAUGGCUACCCACCCAGCCAUGACCCGGUCAACUCCACACUCCACAGAGAAUGCCUACAACACUGUUAACUCACACUCCCUUUCCCAACCCACACAAGUGUCCAGCCCUCAUGUGUCUGCCAAUCAUGUCAGCAACCCCUCACCAGCCUACACCUCUGGUGGAGGGAUUUAUGGGAAACUGGGGCAAAGCCAACACCAGCAGCAUAUAGGGCACCAGUCACCCUUUCAUCAGCUGCAUGUGGACACAAGUAACGGCCAAUAUGUUGUUGGGUCUACAGCGGGACAAAGUCCAAGGUCUGACCAUGGUCAAAAAUCGUCUUGUGCUAGUCCAUCAAGUACAACCAGUUCACAAGAUCUUCCAGUGGGAGUGGGGGACAUUUCUGUGACAGGGCUCAAUCAGACCAAUUCCCCUAAUGUGUCCUCUUCAUUGAGCCAGUACUAUAAUGAAAAGCUGAUAGGCCAUGUCACUGGCUGGCCAGGAGACCAGGCAGAAAGACAGGCUCGUAGGUACUGGGAGGAAGGCAUUAGUGUGGGAAGCUUUCACUGUGGGCAAGUGGGAGUGGAGCUUAAAAGGUCAAGGUCAUUAGUGAGGCUGGCUGAAAUUCAGUCAACACUUCAUGAACAAAGAAUUUUAUUUUUAUCAACACAAGUGCAUGAACUGGAAAGCAUGAAAGCGCCGAGUUUCUCAUCUCAUUCAUUCAAUACAACACAGUAGAAGAUUCAUCCAUGUUGUCCCAGAUGCUUCGGUUUUUGUGACUGUAUUGUGAUCAGCUAGGGGGGAUAACAUAGACAGGGUUCCUAGUGGUUGCUAAGCUGAGUGUGAGAGCUCAUUUGUUCAUUGUCUACAGCUAUUUUUUUUUUCACCUGGACUUUCCAUAAAAAAGAUUGCAAUUUUUUCUACAGUUAAGGGAGAGAUUUAAAUUAGAUUUCACUUUUUAAGAUAAAUUUUGAUGUUUGAGUUGAAAAUGCAUUUCUGUCAAUUCUUUGGUGUGUGCAAUGUAGGUUUUUUGUUACAUUUAUUAUAUGUGGAAUUUUAGAUCUGUAAAAAUAUGUCGAUAAUUUCCGAAAUUCAGUCCUACAAUUUUAUACAGUUCAUCUUUUUUUUAUUAUAUGCUAUAGUGUCAAUACUUUCUAAAACAUGCACAGUCUUUGUAACUAAGAUAGCAGGAUACACCAUGCUUGUGUUUUAGCCAAAAUUAAUUAAAAUGAGAAUUGGUGAUUCUUGGUUGUGAAGUUUUAAGAGUUAUGUCCCCUACACAGAUAUUUUACAAGUAUUGAAAUUGAGUAAAGUAUGGAAAUAAAAAUUUUCACAUUUUCUGUUAGGAAAAAAUAUGACAACAUUUUAUGGAAGACUUUGUACAAAAGUUUUGUUUAAAAGUGCUAUAUUGUACAUGAUCUGUAUGUACAUUGUAGGUGAAUUGUACAUAUAGUACACUAUUACACUGUAAGAAGAAAAAGAUUGAUUUUACAUUGUCGGAGACAAUUGUUCACUGUAUCCAUUUAUCAUACUAUAUAAGCAAUAGAACAACCAUUAACUGUUGCAAUAGUUUGUGUCUAUAAAGGGGAAAAGGGGGGGGGGGGCAAAUAUAAGAAAUUGUAGGAAAAACAAAUUCAAGUAAGAAAAAACAAGUAAUAUGUAGCCACUUUAAUAUACUAAUUUAUACCAUUGUCAGUUUUUAGCUCACCUGAGCCAAAGGCUCAAGUGAGCUUUUCUGAUCAAAAUUUGUCCGUUGUCUGUCGUCGUUGUUGUCGUCGUUGUUGUAAACUUUUCACAUUUUCAUCUUCUUCUCAAAAACCAAUGGGCCAAUUUCAACCAAACUUGCCACAAAGGAUCCUUGGGUAAAGGGGAUUCAAAUUUGUUCAAAUGAAGGGCCACGCCUUCUUCCAAGGGGAGAUAAUUAAGAAUUUGUGAAAAAUUAAUGGCAUCAUUAAAAAAUCUUCUUCUCAAGAACCACUGUGCUUGAAAAUAUGAAACUUAUGUGGAAGCAUCCUCAGUAGUGUAGAUUCAAGUUUGUUCAAAUCAUGACCCCUGGGGGUCGGGUGGGGCCACAAUGGGCGAUCAAAGUUUUACAUAGGAAUAUAUAGGAAAAGUCUUUAAAAAUCUUCUUCUCAAGAACAGCAAAGCCAUGAUUGGUCAUAUUUACAUGGAAGCAUCCUCAGAUAGUGUACAUUUAAAUUUGUUCAACUCAUGACCCCUGGGGGUCGGGUGGGGCCACAAUGGGCGAUCAAAGUUUUACAUAGGAAUAUAUAGGAAAAAUCUUUAAAAAUCUUCUUCUCAAGAACAGCAAGGCCAUGAUUGGUCAUAUUUACAAGGAAGCAUCUUCAGAUAGUGUAGAUUCAAAUUUGUUCAAAUCAUGACCCCCGGGGAUAGGGUGAGGCCACAAUGGGUGAUGAAAGUUUUACAUAGGAACACGUAGUAAAAAUCUUUAAAAAAAAGACUAUUUCUUAAGAACAGCAAAGCCAUGAUAUGCAUAUUCAUAUUCAUAUGGAAGCAUUCUUAGAUAGUGUACAUUCAGGUUUGUUCAAACAUGACCCCUGGGGGUCGGGUGGGGCCACAAUGGGUGAUCAAAGUUUUACAUAGGAAUACAUAGGUUAAAUCUUUAAAAAUCUUCUACUCAAGAACAGCAAAGCCAUGAUUGGUCAUAUUUAAAUGGAAGCAUCCUCAGAUAAUGUAGAUUCAAAUUUGUUCAAUUCAUGACCCCCCCCCCCCCCCCCCCCCCCCACUUUUAUAUUUAAACUUUUCAACCUUUCAAGACUGAACUGAUUUCUGCUUUUUUCUAGCCAUAGUGCUCAGGUGAGCGAUGUGGCCCCUGGGCCUCUUGUUAUUACUGGUAGUUUAUUUUUUAUUACUAUUUUAUGCUAAACUUUUGUGUCAUUCAUUGAUGCUCACCAAAACUAUAUGUUAAGAGGUUAAUUUUUCCCCCCUUAAAUUUUUUUUUUAUUGAGAUACAAAAUUUUGUUCUUGAGGGUUGGGUGUUGGGUGAUGAAGCAUUUUCUGUUUUACAGCCACCAGCAUUAUAACUCUGGGACCAGGCCAUGUUGGGUCACAUCAUCAUUUGUCUAUCUGUAGCUGUUUUCUGGCAUUUUUUUUUGUCUUUUAUGAAUGAAUCAGCUGUGGAAUAGGCUUUGGAGAUAUUUAUGUGUGUCUUUGCUUUAUGAGAGGGUGAGAGAAAGUAAGGAGCAUUGAUUGCUUUUGAUGGUGUUACAUAUUUGGAUGUGAAGAUUAAUGGUGCAAAAGGUUUCAUCUGUCCAGUAUUUUAUUUUCUCUCUAACAAAACCAAAUUAACAUUUCCUGGCUUUUUUCACAUCUAAGUGGUCGCUAUUUCUAGAUAAAAAUCAGUUUAUAUUGUAUUUGAAAAAUUUUAUUGGAACUUUAAAAUGAUCCGGUUUUUUUUUUUCAAUAUUGUUGUGCAAUUUUCUUUGGUUUAAUUUCGAAAUAAUGUAAAUUAUGUAUAUUUUUAUACUAUUUUCUUCAAGCUUUGUUUUUAAUACAUUAUGGCUUGUGUGAUAGGACUUGUGUGGGGGAAAUUCUUAGGGUGUUUUUAUAUCAUUGAUGUAUGUGUUAUGUGUAGAAUCUGAGAAUGAGGUGUCAGUGGGCACAUUGCUUCUGUGUAUAAAAUUGUUAUUGGUAUUUCACUAAGCCGUUGUGUUGUCCUGUCUGUGAGAGAUCCAGUUUUUUUUUUUAAGAGUUUGUGACAAUGGUCUUUGAGUUUAUAUACAGGACAUCAGAGCGGCUUCUCCAAUGAGAGUUUAAAUUGUAGAUAAUAUGUUUAAAGUAUCUGUUAAAUAAAACUAUGAAUUCA